AUGGUCGGUCCCCGUGGUGGCCCGUCUCGCAAGAGCCACACCAAGUCUCGUAACGGCUGUAAAACCUGCAAAAGACGACAUAUUAGAUGCGACGAGAGCUUUCCGCAAUGUCGCAACUGUACCAAACAUAACUGUCGCUGCGACUACAUGGACUCAUCCACUGCCAAAGACACCGCCUCCAACUCACGCAACGCCCCUGACCUCCUCAUGUCGCCAGAGAUCGAGAGCGAAAUAGAGAGUUGGCACGUCACUGGUGUGCCUCCCUUCCCGGAACUGCUCCACUGCCCCCAGAAUGGAUGGCAUGGGCUGUCGCGGACGGAUUUGCGAUUGAUUCAUCACAUUACGGGUCUCUCGAUCGAUCUUCACCGUCGCGGAUUUAGUAACUGCACGACCUGGGCGCGGUUGAUGCCCAACUUCCUUGUAGUUGCGUUGUCGAACGACUACGUGAUGAGCUCUAUACUAGCCCUAUCAGCCGUUCACCUGGCCUGGAUUACCCGGAACAAAGACACCAAGUAUCUCGCACACCGUCACCGAGGAACAGCAAUCAAGGGACUACACAAGGCUAUUGGCACAUUCUCGAAUGACAACAGCGAGGCAAUCCUAGCAGCAUCGACUUUGCUAUCGUGGCAGACAACGGAAUGGCAGAGUUGGGCAUCUCUGCAGAAGGGAAUCACUUCAGUCUUGAGCACGAUGCAUCCAGUUUGGAGGCAGAAGUCAGAAAUAGCCCAGUUCCUUGAGAGCCAGAGGUGUCUAGGAUGCACCAACUCCCCGGUCAUGUCCGGAUUUCAAUUCCAGGAGAAGAACCUGGCCAGUGUCGACCGGACUAUCACGGCCCUCGAGAAUGCACAAGAACAAGUUCUGCACAGCCACCAAGAGCACUACUGUCGAAUUGGGGAACUGUUGGGUUUCUUGCGCCAAUUCCGUAAGAACCUUCCGAAACAAACUCCUCAGGAAGCUUUCGAAUAUGUUCAGCCCUUGCGGCAAUGGCUGUUCUGGUUGCCUCCUGCCAUGCUCCGGGGCGGAGAAACCGAUAUCAGCGCCCUCGCCAUUCUUUCCCAAUUCUUUGCUACUGCAGUCACUUUGGAUGCGGUCUUCCCUGAUUUAGGCGGCGCAUACUUGGGGCCUCUCUCAAUGGGGCCCAUCGAGGAUAUCUACCAGAUCAUCGUUGCUCGUAACACGACAGAUCCGUUCAACCCGGAACUACAACUAGCUCUCGCCUUAAUGGACCUCCCACAGCAAGCAGUUGCUCAAUACAAGAACCGCUUGUAUUUGUCGCCGCGAUCCUCCAUCGAUUAUACCUCUCCACCGCCACCCAGUCCUUAUGCUCCGGUUCAAGACUUCCAGGCGGCUUCUUCAUCUUCUCCGUCCACCUCACCCUCAUUUACACCAUACACCCCUCCCCUCCACUCGCCCCCGGAAGUGAGCGUUGCAACCUCUCCAUUCGAGUUCGUUGAUUACGUGACAGCGCCGACACAGGCGUUAUACCCACCGUCACCGGGCUUACUCUCUGAAUCAUGCGAGGGUGUGUCUGAUUUUUCAUCAGCCUAUCCUGAUGACUUCCUCUGCAGCGGUGGUCUCUCUCGAACAAACGACACUCCGGAAAUGGUUUUUGGGUAUUACCCUCCACCAGAGACCAAUCGGGAUCUGCUUGCGCCCGAGUCUAAUUGGGCAUGA
Molecule: messenger RNA, 1674 nt
Organism: Aspergillus chevalieri
Lineage: Eukaryota; Fungi; Ascomycota; Eurotiomycetes; Eurotiales; Aspergillaceae
Product: putative C6 transcription factor RosA-like
Exons: 4
Coding region: 1-1674 (557 amino acids)
Biological process (GO): regulation of transcription by RNA polymerase II
Molecular function (GO): DNA-binding transcription factor activity, RNA polymerase II-specific; zinc ion binding
Source: RefSeq, a predicted model, not a curated record